GCGCAGGCAGUGGGGCUGUCGGAGCGGCGCGGCCGUGUAGCUCCCGAGAACUGGCUGUCGUGGGGGUGGCGGGGACGUGAGUAGAGGCUGCGUGGGGUGCAGGGCGGGUGGCCUCACGGCUGCACCUUCCUCCCAGAGCCGACUUGGAGCAAUUGCGGUGAGGCGACAGCCCCGGCGCACACCCGAGAAGAAGCGGCCGUGGCGGCGGUGGCGACGGCCCCAGCCAUGCUGUGCUAUGUGACGAGGCCGGACGCGGUGCUGAUGGAGGUGGAGGUGGAGGCAAAAGCCAACGGCGAGGACUGUCUCAACCAGGUGUGCAGGCGUUUGGGAAUCAUAGAAGUUGAUUAUUUUGGGCUGCAGUUCGCGGGUAGCAAAGGUGAAAGCUUAUGGCUGAAUCUGAGAAACCGGAUCUCGCAGCAGAUGGAUGGGCUGGCACCUUACCGGCUUAAACUGAGGGUCAAGUUCUUUGUGGAGCCUCAUCUCAUCUUACAGGAGCAGACAAGGCAUAUCUUUUUCUUGCACAUUAAAGAGUCCCUCUUGGCAGGCCACCUCCAGUGUUCCCCAGAGCAGGCAGUGGAACUUAGUGCCCUCCUGGCCCAGACCAAAUUUGGAGACUACAACCAGAACACCGCCCAAUACAGCUAUGAGGACCUGUGUGAGAAAGAGCUCUCCAGCUCCACUUUGAACAGCAUUGUGGCGAAGCAUAAGGAGCUGGAAGGCGUGAGCCAGGCUUCUGCAGAAUACCAGGUUCUGCAGAUUGUGUCAGCAAUGGAGAACUAUGGGAUCGAGUGGCAUGCCGUGAGGGACAGCGAAGGGCAGAAGCUCCUCAUUGGGGUUGGCCCUGAAGGCAUCUCAAUCUGUAAAGAGGACUUUAGCCCCAUUAACAGGAUAGCUUACCCUGUGGUGCAGAUGGCCACCCAGUCAGGAAAGAACGUCUACUUGACCGUCACCAAGGAGUCUGGCAACAGCAUCGUGCUCCUAUUUAAAAUGAUCAGCACCAGAGCAGCCAGUGGGCUCUACCGAGCCAUCACUGAAACACAUGCGUUCUACAGGUGUGACACAGUCACCAGCGCCGUCAUGAUGCAGUACAGUCGUGACUUGAAGGGCCACUUGGCAUCUCUGUUUCUGAAUGAAAACAUUAAUCUUGUCAUGUCCGGUCUGCAGAUCACGUGUGGAGCAUGUCCAGCAUGUCUACCUGCCCACCCACACCAGUCUCCUCAAUCUGACUGUCAUCUAACGUGUCCAGCACUCACUGGACAUGCCAUGUCCCCACAAGUCAGACUGUCAUCUAAAUGCAUCCUGCACUUACUGGACAAGCCAUGCCCCCACAAGCUCUGCAGUAUUGUAAACUAUAAGAAUAAUAAUUUUGUGAAGAGCUAUUUCACUCUCAACACCCAUCUGCCAUGAGACAUUUUCAGAAACAAGGAAGAAAGGAAAAGUAAGAAUGUGACCGCACUUCUUACGUGAGUAGAAGUAACAGUCCCUGUGGCCACCAGGAUGAACUCUGGGACAUGGACACAUUCCUUAGACUUUGGUUUUUUUUUAAUGAUCAAGUAAAAGAGUAGAUAAAAUUGUCUUCGUCAGUCAAGUGGCAACAUGGCCCAACAGUGGUCACCUUUUAGGAAAUGACAUCAUGUGUCUCCUUCACUUUUCUGGAGGCAGCAGAUUUUGUAAGUGUUUUAAGGGUUUCCUUGCUUCUUUUUGUAUGGUCAUGGAGUGCUGAACAUUUUUAAUAGGAAUUUUUUUUCUUAAAGAAAUAGUCCUCAUGAUAAAAGUCAUGUCUGUCUUUAUAACUUGUUCAAGAACAACUGGAAAGCUGGCAGAUUGAAAAAAGCAAUCUAGGACUUCUCGAGGGUUGACAGCAAUGUUGUCAGAUUGGAACCAGUCUGGCUGAGAGCCAACAGGUAACUCAGCAUGGGUGACUUCCUUCCUAGUCCUCUGUUUCCCUCACUCCACACCCCAUGCCUUUCACUGAUAAAAAUGCUAUCUGUUUGGUUAAAAGACGUACAUGCCAUAGUUGAGUACUCCCUGGGCUUUGGAGAUUGGAAAGCAAGAGUAGCUUCCUUGGAAGGAAAAAGGUGAGAGAGAGAGAGAGAGAGAGAGAGAGAGAGAGAGAGAGAGAGAGAGAGAGAGAGAGAGAGAGAGAGAGAGGCGAGCCAGAGAGCCACCCAGUGUGCCCAGGUGGUUCCUCACUUCCCCAAGCACUCACUCCCUCACUCCAGCUGCACCCAUGGGUGUCGCCUUGCUUGAAGAUCAAAUUUUCUUCAGCCUUAUAGGUUUCUAGAUAGCAUUUCCUUUUUGUGUUAUGUCUUAUUUCCCUUUGUUCAUGUUUUUUCUAAGUCAGUGCUUCCGUAUUCAUUGUACUGCCCUCUGGGUGUCUUCCAGAGGUGGGGCUACUUCAUUACAUUUCCAUAUUCUCAAUUUUCACCCCCAAUUGGGCAUUUUGGAAGCUAGUGAGCUAGGGGGUUUUCUAGGGUGUCAGGAAACCUAGCCAACCUCAUUGGGUGCAAUACUAGCUAAGUUAAAGCUAGAAACCUACACUGUCACUUUACUGAGAUUUCUGAGUCUAUGUUUCAUAUUGCCUUAAUGUAGCAGUAAUGUGUUUAUGCAUUUGUUUCUUUGCACAGACAUUUUGUCAGAUAUUAAAACUCUACUUUUUUAUGGCACAUAUUAGCAUAUAAGCCUUUAUUCCAAGAGGUAUUUAUUUUUUCACUUGUAAAAAAAAAUAAUGUUUCCACAUUUAAAAAAAAAACAACUCUGUUAUAUCCUAGAGGACUUCUGUCUUUUAUAUUCAGGAUAAUAAAGACUUUAAAGAAACCAGG
Mastomys coucha (southern multimammate mouse) is the source of this 2822-nucleotide messenger RNA. It is a transcript of the gene Mylip, whose product is annotated as myosin regulatory light chain interacting protein. Gene Ontology annotation, cellular component: cytoskeleton. Gene Ontology annotation, biological process: ubiquitin-dependent protein catabolic process. The coding region runs from base 226 to 1407 and encodes 393 amino acids. Gene Ontology annotation, molecular function: ubiquitin-protein transferase activity; cytoskeletal protein binding. The transcript is spliced from 7 exons. The record is from RefSeq and is a predicted model, not a curated record. NCBI's taxonomy places the organism in Eukaryota, Metazoa, Chordata, Mammalia, Rodentia, Muridae.